GUGUGCCGGUAAAUUUACGUUCUUCUCAAUUCUUAGUGCCUCAAUUUGAUGGUCUUUUGAAUUCUGUUUGUACAUUUUCGCUUACUAUUCAUUCAUCGAGUAGCACUAGAUUUUCAGUGCAGCUAGGGUUUCGGAAUUCAUUGAACUUGUUCCUACGGUUGUCUUCUUCUGAGUGAGAAUUUCGCAUUUCUUCAUUGAAUUCUCGAAUUUGUUUUCUGUUGAGGUUUGUCUUAUCUCUGUAUCCACCGUUUUCCGUAAAGGAGUUCAAUUUAGUUACAUCUGUGUGAUUUUCUUCUGAAUUGUGUCCAUAUAGAGCUCAUUUUCUUCGUGUACCUUUCCAAUUUGGACAAUUGAGAUCCUUUGACGUUGUCGUGAUGUUGGUCCUUUGAGUCUCUGCAACUAAAAUCUAAUGUCUCUACUGACUCUCCACCGUAUUUUAUUCACAGAAAAUUCUACUGCAGUUGCUGCUCUUAUAGGUUGUAACUCCAUUUCUUAUAGUUUUGAAGGACCUCAGCAUUUAGCUCCCCAGUCCCUAGAAUUUUUACUUCCAGAAAUUUGGUUGCAAGGGUCUUGACUAGCAUAAGAACCUUUCAACGAGAAUUUCCGAUCAAAUUCUAUUUGAUGUAGUUUCAGUUAGUGUCUCCUCGUACUGCCCCAUGCAGUAUUCAAUCUUCAUCCGUUUAGGGUUUUAAUGCAGAGCCUCUGCCAUCCCGAGCAAGUCACUUGGAAGGCUUGUUAAGUAGGGAAUCGGCUCCAAAUUUGAGUUGUUAUGGUUGGUUUUGAGUAAUGGCUGGCAGUACAAGAUUUGAGUUGACUUCAGGUAGCCUGGAGGGAUCAGCCUUUGCUGCCACUUAUCCAAAUGGACAACGGAGCAAUUAUGCUGCUGCCAAUUUGGAUAGGUUGAGGAGCUUCCGGGAGGGCAUGGAGAACCGGAUGCUAAGUUCUGGUCCAGGGUCGUCCCGAGGGAGUAAUACCUUCUCAGCAAACAUGCCACCUUUGUCCCAGUGUUUGAUAUUGGAGCCAAUUGCGCUUGACGAUCAGAAAUUUACUCGUGCAGGAGAGCUAAGGAGGGCUCUGGGUGUUAAUUUUGGAAAUACCUCCGAGGACCAUUUUUUUGGAGCUGUCCACUCCAAGGCUCCUUCUCCAGGAGCAGUAGACGAACUGAAACGAUUCAAAGCAUCUAUCAGUGAUGCCUGUAUCAAAGCGAGGGAGAGAGUGAAAACUUUGAAUGACUCCGUAAUAAAAUUGGACAAAUAUUGUGAAGCCCUCAACUUGAGGAAGAAACAACGGAGUGAACUCUUAUCAAGCGAAAGGUCAGGUGGGACUAAUUUGUUGAAGAUGGGGGUUCAGACCCAUCAGAACCGUCCCAAUCUUGUAACUCAAAGGCUGGAGGAGAGGGCUAAGAAUGCUGUUCAGAAUAAGAGAGUUCGUACAUCAGUUGCGGAAGUAUGGUCAGAAGGUCGGAAUUCUACCCUUUUAAGGCAAGCUGGGCUCAUUGAAAAGGAUAGGGAUGUGCUCAGGACUGGCAAUGGGGUUCAAGUUGAAGAAAAGGUCCGUGGACUUCCUGUAGGUGGGGAAGGGUGGGACAAAAAAAUGAAAAGGAAACGUUCUGUUGGUACAGUUGUUACUCGAGCUAUGGAUGGUGACAGAGAGGUUAAACGAGCUGUGCAUCAGAAGCUUAAUAGUGAUCCUAGACCUCGAUCUUGUGAUACCCAUGGUUUCAGGUAUCUUUUUUUGUGGUUCUGUUUACAAGUUGUCCCAAAGUUCAUUUUUUUCUGUGAAAUAUAAUAAUUACUCACCCUU
Messenger RNA from Telopea speciosissima, 1803 nucleotides. RefSeq lists its product as uncharacterized. The record is from RefSeq and is a predicted model, not a curated record. The transcript has 3 exons. NCBI's taxonomy places the organism in Eukaryota, Viridiplantae, Streptophyta, Magnoliopsida, Proteales, Proteaceae. The coding region runs from base 787 to 1788 and encodes 333 amino acids.